UAUAAAGAGUUGAGACUCAUAGAUCAGGCGAAGACUUCUGACUGCUGCGCACGCAACUGCAAAGAUGGUUUUGUUUAUAUUUUUUGUGAUUUUUUUGGUUGCAUAUUUUAUAGGUCAUAGGAUUUUUGUUCACAGAAAGCGCUUCACCGGCACUGCCAAACUACAUGGGAAAACGGUCAUUGUAACGGGUGCCAACACUGGCAUUGGGAAGGCGACUGCCGCACAGCUGGCCAUAAGAGGAGCCAGAGUGAUUCUGGCCUGCCAGAACAAACAGAGAGGAGAAGCAGCAGCUCAAGAAAUCAGGAAGGAAACUGGGAAUGAAGCUGUGAUCUUCAUGCACCUGGAUCUUGCAAGUCAGAAAUCCGUCCGAUCUUUUGUCGAAAACUUCCUGAAGACCGAGCCCAGACUAGACCUGCUCAUCAAUAAUGCGGCAAUGGGCGCUCCAGGACGCUCUGAAGAUGGCAUCGGGAUAGUCCUCGCUGUCAAUCAUAUCGGUCACUUCCUGUUGACCAAUCUUCUGUUGGAGCGUCUGAAGGAGUGUGGGCCCAGCAGGGUGAUCAAUGUGUCAUCUUGUGGUCAUAAUUUUGGCACUAUUGAUUUUGACUGCAUCAACACACACAAGACGCUCAAUCUGGGAUCAUCAGACUUAGAUAUAUUCAAGGCUUAUGCCAGCACCAAGCUCUGUAAUGUGCUCUUUACCCAUGAACUGGCCAAGAGACUGGAGGGAACCAAUGUCACAUGCUACAGUCUCCAUCCAGGGUCAGUAAGAUCAGAGCUUGCCCGUAACCUUCAUGAAUGGCACGCGCGCCUUCUCUUGUUAAUUAUUAGAUACUUCUGGGCGACCGACCCAGUGUCCGGGUCUCAGACGACGCUGUACUGUGCACUGCAAGAGAACAUCGAGCACCUGAGCGGACGAUACUUUUCAGACUCUCAGCUGGCGCAAGCCAAGGCCGAGGGCAGAGAUGAUGGAAUUGCCAAAAAACUGUGGGAAGUUAGCGAGAAGUUAUGUGGCAUUGCGUGAAUACACAAACACACACACCGCUGUGAGAAAAGUACUGUGUUAUGUUGAUUUUGUUCAUUUUUCUUUUGGUAUAUUAUAUGUCCUUCAGGCAGAGUGAGAAAUAUCUUAAUUUCUGAGUGCAUAUUUACAAGGGCGAAACUUAAUAUUCUAGAUGGAAAACGACUUGCAGAAUUGUGAUUUGAACUUGUCUUGUAUAAUCAAAUAAAAAAUUAUGAAGAAAUAUAAAACUGUUUAUUUAAAGUUGUUGAUUAUAUGUA
Molecule: messenger RNA, 1278 nt
Organism: Labeo rohita (rohu)
Lineage: Eukaryota; Metazoa; Chordata; Actinopteri; Cypriniformes; Cyprinidae
Product: dehydrogenase/reductase SDR family member 13-like
Exons: 5
Coding region: 65-1021 (318 amino acids)
Source: RefSeq, a predicted model, not a curated record